GCGCUGACGUCACCAAAUCUUUGACAGCACUUCCUGGAGUGGCGUUUGUUGUGGGAAAUAAGCGCCGUGGUGCUGAACUGGGGACCCGAGCUACGUUAACAGCAGCGGGACGGCACAGACCCCUACACUAGCCCACCUGCAAACAUGUGGUCGCGACAGGUUUCGGUUGGUAUCAGAUAAGACAUAAGAAGAGGAAGAAGUGACGGCUGAGACUGAGGGAGGACGAGGUGGGGAAUAUUCUCGGACAGCAAGCAGAGCAGAGCCGCCGACAGCACGGAGUUGUCGCGAUGUUGUAGCUAAACCAUGGACAGCAGAAUAAAGGAGAACCCAGAAAGAACAUUUGAUCUGGUUCUACAGGUGGCGUGUCCGACAUCUGAACAUGAGGAUCCAACCGUGCUGUGGAGCUUCCCCCAGGACCACACAGACCAGGAGGUCCUUCAGACGAUACCAAAGUUCUGCUUUCCCUUUGACGUGGAAAGGGUUUCCCACAAUCAGGUGGGGCAGAAUUUCACCUUCGUACUGACGGACAUUGACAGCAAACAGAGGUUUGGUUUCUGUCGACUCACUCAAGGCUGCCGAGUGUGCAUAUGUCUGCUCAGUUAUCUGCCAUGGUUUGAAAUCUACUACAAGUUGUUAAAUACUCUGGCAGACUACCUAUCAAAACAACAGGAAAAUGACUUGAAUGACAUGCUGAAUUCUCUGUAUGAUCUGCCUGUGCCAAAGCCCUUCACGCCAGUCAACCUGAGUGUGAAUGAGCAGUUGUAUAUUGCCACUGGGCAAGUACUGAGAGAUCAGCGAAGCAAGGAGCCGCACUCCUACUUCAUCGCCCCGGAUAUCAAUGGACUGCCGACUAUCCCUGAGAGUAGGAACCUGACAGAGUACUUCGUGGCCGUGGACGUCAACAACAUGCUCCAGCUCUACGCCAGUAUGCUGCACGAACGCCGCAUCAUCAUUACCUCAAGCAAGCUUAGCACUUUAACUGCAUGUGUCCACGGUGCGGCUGCUCUGCUCUUUCCGAUGUACUGGCAGCACAUCUUCAUCCCAGUGCUGCCCCCGCAUCUUCUGGACUACUGCUGUGCUCCCAUGCCAUACUUUGUGGGAGUUCAUCUCAGUCUGCUGGAGAGAGUGCGCAGUCGAUCACUGGAGGAUGUGGUCAUUUUGAAUGUGGACACCAACACCCUGGAGAGUCCCUUUGAUGACCUGCACAACCUGCCCAGUGACGUGGUGUCCUCGCUGAAGAGCAAGCUGAAGAAGCAGUCGACAGCCACAGGAAGUGGUGUGGCGAGGGCCUUUUUGAGAGCGCAGGCCGCUCUGUUUGGAUCUUACCGAGAUGCCCUCAGAUACAAACCUGGGGAGCCAAUCACUUUCUGUGAGGAGAGCUUUGUGAACCAUCGCUCGAGUACCAUGAGGAACUUCCUGUCCAUGGCUGUCAACCUGCAGCUCUUCAAGCAGUUCAUCGACGGACGACUGGCCAAAUUGAACGCAGGCCGCGGCUUCUCCGACGUGUUUGAAGAAGAGAUCACAGAGGGGGGCUUCUGUGGAAGUAAUUCAAGGUCUUACCAGCAGUGGAUGCAUACUGUAAAGAGAGGAGGAGCACUCUUCAACACAGCUGUGACAAAGGCCAAGAGUCACGCCAAAAGGGGCAUCCGCGACAUUAAGGGCAGACUUAAAGCAAGGGAAGAGGAAGAAGAGGGGAUGCCGGUGUGCGCAGGGUCUCCGACCAGCACCAAGAGCCUGUCUCCAAGGAGACUGCAGAAGAUGAGACGGCAUAACUUCAACAAGUCUCCCAUGAGCAUGGGCCCUCGAGAUCUUGGAUACGGGCUCGAUGACGACGAGCUGGACAGGGCAAGCAAGAUCUCCUCAGAGGACAGCGGGGACGUCCCUUCGUACAUCGAGGACAGCGAUGAUUCCUACUCACUAGAGCUCGACAUCAGCUCCUCCCGCUCGGGCCAGAUGAACCUGCUGGAGGAAAUCCUGGACUCUCUGAACACCACAACACUGGAGCAAGGCAAACUCAGCGGUGCCAAGAGCCUGGACUUCUUCAGGUCCAUGGAAGAUUUAGACUACAAGGCCCCGAGUAAGCCCACAACUUCCAGCGAAUCCAACCCUGCAGAUGGAAGCGGCCGUGGUGGAUGCGGGGAUCAGGGCAGCUGGAAUAUGGGCCAGGAUGACAGCGCAGUCCACGGAAAACACCUUCCCCCAUCCCCGCGCAGACAGCCCAACAAGAGCAGCCUGAAGAUGUCAAAGAAAAUGGCGACGGCCACUGCGGUGCCCACCGCCGCAUCAUCCCCAGCCCAGGAGUCACAGCCUCAUCAACCCAACUCUGACCCUCACCCUCUACCUCCAGGACGGCAGCCAGGAGACCGCUUCUCCUACUCGCCCUCAAUGUCCCAUAGAGUUACUCCUGCACCGCCAUCGCCCACUUUCUCUCACACCUACAGUUUUCCAUCAAACUAUUCUCCUGUGCCAGCAGGCCGGUUUCGGACCAUCUCAGACCCUCAAGGCAGCACAGAGCUUCCUCAGGCCCAGAACCAGACUGCCUCCACCGGCAUCUUGAGGAGGAAGGUGCUGUCCAAGGAGACAGUGAGGCACUACCAGGAAAAGGCCCUCCAGAGGCAGGGCAGCAAGGGCCAACAGCUGGGUCAGGGUGGCCUCUCGAGGAGCAGCCAGUCAGCUGUGCAGGUCCAGUGGGAGAACGAGGUGUCCAAGGAGGGCCUCUUGGGGUUCGGCCUGUGUCUGGGUCAGGGGAAAGGCUCGGGGGCGGCUGUGGUGCAGGAUCAAGGCCUCCUCGAGGAGAUUGAGUCCAUGUGUUGCCUGGGCUCGGUCCUUAACACCGGUCUGCAGCUCUCACAGGUUCACUGCAACAACAGCCACCACCAGGUCCAGGGAAAAGCCACAGACGAGUAGAGAGACGUCAGAGACUGGCUGUCAGGUUCUGCUGAAAUAUAUUCACUUUAACUCUUCUGUUGUAGUUACAGAACCUGAUCGGUUCUGACUUUUUUGGGUUUUUUUUUAAUCUCAACACUCAGCUAUCAGGAAAAGUCACAAACAAAUCUGAUGUCAUGCAGACCAACGCAAACCAGUGAGUUACAGCCUCCAGAGCAGCAAGCGGUGAACUGGUGCACUGCGUAACUCGCCGCCUUUUUAAAUACAUUUCUGUGUAAAAAACAUUAAAAAAGAGCCAGUUUUUUUUUUUUUUGAGCAAGUGAAAAAAUCUGCCAGUGUAGUAAAAAUAUUUCAUUUCAACCUGCUUCUAGUAAAUAUGACCUUGAUUCAGGAAUAUUCCUGAAAUUAAUAAUAAUGAAUAUGUUGAAACCAAGAAGCGUCUGAGAGAUCGUUUAAAAAGCACUUAAAACACGCUGAUACCCGAAGUUAAAACAGUCCCAAUACUGUGGCAGUUUUCUUCACUUCGAGUGCUUUUCCUCUAAGAGAAUUGGGUGUCCUUCUAAAGUGACGACAAGUUGUACAUUUUCAACUUCUUAAAACCAGUAAGAAAAAAAAAAUUAAUUGCAAAGAAAAAAGACCCGAUAAGAAUAAGAGGUUUUUGCAGUGUGUUUACUGCUCAUUAUAGUAUUUCUGUGUGUAACCAUCUAAAUUUAUGGACAGCAUGUAUUUUCAUCUUCUAACACUCACAGUGCAAUACCAGGAGCUCACUCUUAAAGUGAGAGCAGCCAGCUGGUCAUGGAGGAACUUUUUUUUUUUUUUCGUUUAAAAGGAAUUUACAAAAGGCUCAGUACUUUUUUAGGAUUAAGAAGGGAUGAUGUCUGCUCAACACACCUUUUAUAUCAGUCGUCUGCUCACUGUGUUCCAAACAUUUCACGUCAUCGUAUUUGCACUUUUAGAUUAACAACUUUUACUCAGCCUUGGCCACCUGGUACUCGGAUUAUUUGAGCAAAAACAACAAAAGUCAGACAGGAUUUUCCACACACAAAGAUUUCUCGGGCCUUUUAAACUAAUCAUACACUGUGUAAUUUAAAUUUUUUUUUGUUUGUUCUUUUUUAAUCACCAUGCCUUAAAUGGACAUGUGAUUUGUUUUUGAUACUCUGGUGUAUCUUAAUCUAGAGAUACCACAACAGGUACUUUGUAAUCACAAUCUCUGAUACUCUCAGAUCUUAAAUGCUACUCUUAAUGGUUCUUUAUCAGCACUGUACUUCUCUGGAUUAAUAGAAUAGUUAAUAUAUAUGAUGUGCUUUAAGCUGCUGUUUUAACUGCAUUCCAGAUAACGAGAUGUGCUUGUAGAAACUGUCUCUCUCUCUUCUCUUCCCGAGUUCCUCAGGACACUUCUGUCAGGGCAGCAGGUACAGUCAAUAGUUAACCCGGAUAAUCUUUUAAGUGCCAGUGUCAAAGCUCCGUGUCCUCUUCACUGUCCUUUUCCGCUAUCAUCCACUCUUCCCUUCCCCUCCCCCUUUCAGUCCUUUCAGCACAUCUAAAUUUCAGUCUCGACCUUAACGACGGUGGCCAGUAGUCGCAGAGUUUGGAGUGGAUGUGGGAGGGGGGAACUCCAGAUCGUGAGGCUGGUGAUGUUCUGUGUCUUUCUUAUUAUCCACAAAUAAAAAUCCCUGUAGUUUUUUUUGCGAAUGUCACCCAAACAGGAGCGAAUAGUGCGUCUGUUGAGGGCUGUUUUCAGCCGCGCACCUACCUGUCAUUAGGAUUUUCAGAGCAUUUGUUCAUUUUAAGAAAAAUAUACAAUAUCACCAGACUCAAUGCACAACUCAGCUUUUCUUUCUGUUUGUGUCUCUCUUUCUUUGCUCGCGAGAGUAAAUGCAGUCGUUGUCCUUCCAGGUUCGAGUCGCACACUGAAAUGUAAUGCAGCGGUCGAUGAUUGUACUGUACUGAAGCAAUACGGUCCGUCUCUGAUAGCAGCCACAUGGAUGUAAUGUGUGCAGACAAAACAAAAGUAUGUCUAUAACAGACUCUCCUGUGGAGAGACGUGCCCGCGUCCAGGGAUUGUGGCUUCCCAUCAUUCUCUGCGCCGCCGCAAAGCCGGAGAAAAGAAGAAAGCUUUUUCGUGUACUUGUGUGGGGAUUAUUACAUUUAUGGUUCGUUGUUCUCAUGAUUUACGCCAGACGCCAGUCGGUGUGGCAGUUUAAUAGCCGCUAUUUCUCCGCUUUUUGAGUGCUGCUCUGCGUUAACGAUUUGCUCAUAAAGUCUUUGGCGUGCUUCUAAAAGCCCAGGAAUCAGUCCUCAGCUAUUCCAAAAAGUAUGGGGGGAAAAAAAGAAGUCUCCAGAACAAUCUCUGCACUGGCCUUAUUCAUGAUAAACACUUAAAAAAAGAAAAAGGAAAACUUACUAUGCAAAUAUUUAAGAUUAUCUAAAAGGUCAGUUCUUCAAUUACGACUUUAUAGUUUAUGAUUGUACUUGAGAAGUAAUCCCAAUCAGACCAGUCAGACCCUAAAUAAAUAAAUAUCAACGUCUGUGUGUGAGCUGAGGUGUGUGUGUGUGGGUGGGUGUGGUGUGCCUUAUACAGUAAGAGUACCACCCGGUACAGUAUUACAGAAAGGAGAUGUGUGGAAGGUUUUCAGACCACUUUAAAUUACAGUCAGGAACAUUGAGGUACUUAUGAUCAGCAGACACGACCUGUUAGAAACUGACCUGAAAUGAACUUGGGUACUCACAUUGUUUUAUAGCCGUUUUGUUUUUGGGCUUCGACUUUCAGUCCAGCUGGAGUCACUCAGUGUUUUUCUUUGCUGCGGUGGUCGGUGGGAAUCUUCCCGCCUGUGUUUGAAGAGAGGAUCUCUGAAUUUCUCUGGGUUAUUUGACUUUUUUGUAAAUUAGGUACUUUCUUUGGUUGUACUAAUAGGUGAUUACUUGUAGAGUUUUUGCUCUCUCUUUCUCUCGCUCUUUUUUUCCGCGUCUUUGUUUUCUCUUUUUUUUUUUUUAAAUAAAAUUAUAAAUAAAAGCUUGUGCACUCAUUCUGAGCUAACUGUAUUUUAAAAAAAAAAAGAAAAUGUUUCUCAGAGGAGUUUCUCUAGUUGACUUUCAUAUUGAUGAAAAAUUAUUUUCAACUGAAUAGACGUGUAUUUUUGCUGGCUUGAGUUUAUUUUACAUGGAUAAUAUAUGAUUGGUGUUGUAUGUUGGAGAAAAAAAAGACACCUAAUAUCUGAAUGUUUUACAUUUUAUUUUUGGAACAAAAAAAAAAAAAAAUUAGAGAGAAUAUUAACAAAGGUCACAUGUAGCCAGUCAUGUUCAAAAGCAUUUGACACCUUCAAAUCAAACAUAAGCAGACUGACCCUUGCUUGUACAUGGUACAAAGCUUAUUGUUGUAUCUGCAUGUACGUACCUAUAGGUGUUGUAUAUUAUGAUUUUGUUUAGUUUUAUUGAUGUGGUCCAUUCUGUUAGUAUUAAUUAUUAUUUCAGUAUUUAGCACUUCCAUCAAAUCGAGAAUCGGGGGUUUCGUACGAGACGCUCAUUCUGCCGCGCGAUGGCCGUUGUAACGUUAAGUCACCUGCCUUGCGUUUUACGUAGAAGGAAAAGCAUUUCUACUUUGAUCGCUGGCUAAUGUGAAUGUAACCGCAGACCUUUGAGGGGGGAGAAAUACUCGAGCAGUCAGCUGCUGUGAAAGGAUGAUAUGUAAAAGCUUUUGGUAUCUCCGGUCCAGUUUACACUAACGUUGUACAACAGUGAGGAGGUGAUUGUCAGGUCUGCAGGCUUGGGAUGACUAAUGGAAACAAUAGAGUGUCCCUGAAUUUACAAAUCUGGAGUGAGAGGGAGGUGACACACGAUGUAGCAACUUCUGAAAGUUUUAUGGAGCGAGAACACAGAUUCAACUCAACAAAGAUCAGCGUCAUUCCCCCAUAGUCGCACAUUAAAGAGGUGUGGACAAAAUACAGUUCUUAACUUUGAUUUUUUUUUUCCAGUCUUCUUAUCAGGGAGUUGGGGGGGCGUGUUGUAACGAUGAUUAACUCUGCGGUAUGUCAUUUACUGAUCUUCUGAUUCUGUGCACACUUGCAUGUUCUCAUUGCAGAGAAAACAACUGUCUUAAACAACAGGUCAAUCUAAAGUGCUACUCAUGAGUAACUCGGUAUAACUGCACAUAAUGUAUGCACUGUGAACUGAAAAUAAAUUAUACUGGUUCAUGCCUAUGCA
This is a messenger RNA of Scatophagus argus, 7086 nucleotides long. It is a transcript of the gene dennd1b, whose product is annotated as DENN/MADD domain containing 1B. The transcript is spliced from 23 exons. The record is from RefSeq and is a predicted model, not a curated record. Gene Ontology annotation, molecular function: phosphatidylinositol phosphate binding; guanyl-nucleotide exchange factor activity. Bases 304 to 2907 code for a protein of 867 amino acids. Gene Ontology annotation, cellular component: nuclear speck; intracellular membrane-bounded organelle; cytosol. Gene Ontology annotation, biological process: endocytosis; endocytic recycling. NCBI's taxonomy places the organism in Eukaryota, Metazoa, Chordata, Actinopteri, Scatophagidae.